Messenger RNA from Penicillium crustosum, 1062 nucleotides. Its product is annotated as S66 peptidase family protein. The transcript has a single exon. Lineage: Eukaryota; Fungi; Ascomycota; Eurotiomycetes; Eurotiales; Aspergillaceae. The coding region runs from base 1 to 1062 and encodes 353 amino acids. The record is from RefSeq and is a predicted model, not a curated record.
AUGGACACAAUUAUCCCUAAAGCUUUAAAAAGAGGGGACACAAUCGCCUUUAUCUCGCCCUCCGCGCGCCUCAAUGACAUCCUACCCACUCCCCUCGCGCGAGGAAAAGCUUGCCUGGAGUCCCUAGGUUUCCGCGUGCAGAUCAUCUUCACUAGCCUAACAACAACCACUAUUACACAAUCAGUUCGCAUUCGAUGCGAAGAAUUCCAUGCCGCAUUCCGCGACAAUACGAUUGCGGCCAUUAUUUGCACAAUUGGUGGCUCUCACGCCAAUGAAAUGCUGCCUUUUCUCGAUUAUUCCCUUAUUAAAUCGAAUCCGAAGAUAUUCGUCGGCUACAGUGACACUACCUUCCUCCAUUAUGCGAUUCAAUCUCGAACCGGCUUGCGCACAUUCUACGGACCUAGUGUUCUAACAGAUCUUUCUGAUUUCCCCAAGCCCAUACAAUUCACAAUCGACCACUUCCUUCGUGUGCUGACUGAGGUGGGGAAUCCGGUGGGGCCACUUCCUCGAUCGCCUAUCUGCUCAGUGGAGCACAGCGACUUCCUUCUUGGAAAUGAGACAUCCGACAAAGUGCGCGAAGUCAUUGAAUCGCCGUCGUGGCGGUGGCUCCGGAAAGGCCGAGCUACUGGAAAUCUAUAUGGGGGUACUAUAACCUGUGUAGUGCGACUUCAGGGGACUAACUACGCUCCUGCCUCCUGGAAAGGUAACAUACUUUUUCUUGAGUCUGCGAUGGGCGAUAAUCUGCAACUUCCGUACUCUGUGUCUGGGUUCCGCAAUAACCUUGUCGAUCUUGCUCUGUCUGGCAUGUUACAUGAGAUUAGGGGUCUGGUUGUUGGACGAGGAUACAAAUAUGAUGGCCUUAUGCAGGAUGAGCUUGCUGGUGUGAUCGAGGAGGUUUUUGAUGUGAUCGUCGGUCGAAGUCGUGAGGAGGAGCUACCGAUCUUGAUGAACGUCGACUUUGGCCACACAAGUCCACUCCUAACUUUACCCAUCGGUGCACUCGUCAGACUAGACUCUGAUAUGGAUAAGUUUGAGAUCAUGGAGCCUGGAGUGCAGGCUUGA